AUCUUUCUCACUCACUCCCCUCCCACCCUACCCUGCCUCACAUCCCUUCUAGGGUUUCACAAAGCCCUUCUUUUUACGUCUAGACUCUGCCAUUGCCUCGACUCUCCUUAGGGUGUAGGGAGAGCAGGAGGAACCGUGCAGUCUCUCGUGUUACCAGCUUCGCUAAGCGUCGCUAGGACUCACCAUCAUGGCCCACGCCAUGGCUUCCGUGUCGGGAGCAGCUCUCUCUGUGGAGAAGCUCUCCCUCUCCUCCGCCUCCUCCCUCUCCAUGUCUCGCUCCUCCUUCGUCUCCUCCCCCGCUCUCAUCCCCUGCCGGCCAGUCGCUCGCUCCGCGAAAUGCGGUCCGUCGUUCGCGGUGGUGGCGCAGGCCGUAGCGGAUGUCGCGGCGCCUGUUGCGGAGUCGCAGCGGCCGACCGGGCUUCUGGCGGGAUCGGAUCCCGCGUGGAAGCUAGGGACGGCGGAUAAGGCGCGUCUUAAGACGUACUAUGAGACCGCCGUGGUUCCCGCGAUGCAGGCGGAGUUUGGAUACGGGAACCCCCAGGAGGUGCCACGUGUCGAGAAGGUGGUGGUGAACUGCGGCAUCGGCGACGCAUCGCAGAGCGCUAAGACCCUCGACAGCGCAGCCAAGGACCUGGCGUCGGUGACGGGGCAGCGGCCCGUGGUGACGCGCGCGCGGAAGGCCAUUGCCGGGUUCAAGCUGCGCGCGGGUGUGCCGGUCGGCAUGGCGACCACUCUCCGCGGUCAGAUCAUGUAUGCCUACCUAGACCGCCUCAUCAACCUGGCUCUGCCCCGCAUGCGCGACUUCCGCGGCGUGUCCCGCGGCGGGUUCGAUGGGCGUGGCAACUACUCCAUGGGGCUUGCCGAGCAGACGCUCUACCCGGAGAUCCGAUUCGACGAGAUCGACAAGACACGUGGCAUGGACAUUUCCAUUGUCACCACGGCUAAGACGGACGCAGAGGCUCAGAGGCUGCUGGAGCUUCUUGGGGUGCCGUUUAGGGAAGGCCCGGUGCCUGUGAAGGAGAAGUCGAAGGGGAAGGGCCGGGGGCGUGGGCGCGGCGGGAAGCAGCAGCAGAAGAGCAAGAAGAGGUAGAGCGCAGUGUGGUGUGGUUCUUGAAGUGUUUGAUUUCAAGAUUGAUGUAGGUUUUUAUUUGUUAAAGUACAGGUGGUCCAACUGAUGGAAUUUGCAACAGCAUCCCAGCUUCACACGUACAUUAAUAUCACGCACCACUUGUGAAUGAUCAUUGUAAUCGACGUUUCCAAUCA
Messenger RNA from Closterium sp. NIES-67, 1263 nucleotides. Lineage: Eukaryota; Viridiplantae; Streptophyta; Zygnematophyceae; Desmidiales; Closteriaceae. The record is from the annotation of a GenBank genome assembly.